CGGCAUCCGGCGAGUGGCGCUGCUGAAUGAAACAAGGGGAAGGCAGGCGAGCAGGUAGCAGCUGAGCGAGCUCCUCCACAAAAACGCCACCGAACGUGGCCGCCGCCGCCGCUCGCUUGCUCAAUUCGUGCAACGGCACUCCCCCCCCCCCCCACCCCCCAAAACUCCCAAGUGCCACCAAAGUGAGGGUCGAUGUCGUCGCGAUGACGUUGGACUUGAACAACACGUAACUCGGAUGUGGUGAACUAUUGUGCAAAGUGUCCGGCUGGUCGGGAGCGCGCACGCGCGUGCGGAUUAUUGGCAUUGCUGCUCUUUUUUUUUUUGGUGGGGUGGGGGGGCGAUGAUGAUGAUGAUGAUGAUGACGACGACGGCUGUGGCGACUUGGUGCCUGAGCGUCUUGACGCCGGUGCUGUCCACCUCGGAGCCGUCCAGAGGCAGCCACCGGCACGCGGUCUACUGGAACAGCUCCAACCUGCUGCUGCGACGGGAGGGCUACACGGUGCAGGUGAGCGUCAACGACUACUUGGACAUCUACUGCCCGCACUACAACACCAGCCUGCGGGGGACGCUGGAGCGCAGCGUGGCCGAGCAGUACAUCCUGUACAUGGUCAGCUACGGCGGCUACCUGACCUGCGACCCGCGGCUCGGCUUCAAGCGCUGGGAGUGCAACCGGCCGCACGCGCCUCACGCGCCCAUCAAGUUCUCCGAGAAGUUCCAGCGUUACAGCGCCUUCUCGCUGGGUUACGAGUUCACCGUGGGACAAGAGUACUACUACAUAUCCACUCCCACUCACCACCACCACGGCCACAGUUGCCUGAGGAUGAGGGUCUACGUCUGCUGCUCCACCGUGUCUCAUUCGGACGACGACUCCGGCCAGACGUCCGGCGCCUACACGGUGAGGCCGAGCAUCAAGAUACGCAACAUCGAUGAAUUUAACCCUGAAGUUCCCAAGCUGGAGAAAAGCGUGAGUGGCAGCAGCCCGUCGCGCGACCGCCUCUUGCUCACCGUGGCCGCCAUGUUGCUCGCCAGCGCCCCCCUGCUCUCCUAGCAAGACGGGCCGAGGGCUGCGGAGACACGGCGCAAAAUCAGACAGACAAAAGAAAUUUUUCCCACCAUCUGUUGUGGUCAUGUGACAUUUCUAGCCAAACGGAGACCCGCCCAAGCAUCAUUUGACUCGCUCCAAGGAGUAAUGGGACCGUGCCGGAUGCAGACCAUGCUAGCGCUGGGAUGGAUUAAGGAUGUUUGUGAUUUAUGGGAUGGUGCCAGUUGCAGAAAAUUCUGCCAGAUUCAGACAUUGGUGCCAGAUGCAGCAAACGGUGCCGGAUUCAGGAAAAGGGAUGCAGACAACGCUUGCAUUGGGAUGGAUUAAGUACAUUUUCGUUUUUAUGGCCCGGUGCCGGAUGCUGAUUACAGUGCUGAAUGCAGAUAAAGGUGGUGAAUAAAGACAAUGCUAGCAUUAAGAUGGAUGAAGUAUGCUUACAAUUUAAGGAGCAUCCACAUGCCCGUGUAGAAACCUGUGCCGGAUGCAGACGAAGGCGGCACAAGCAGACCGUGCCAACUUUUAGAUGGAUUUGGAAUGCCGAUAAUUUAUGGGAAGAUUGCUGGAUUCAGAUGAUUGGAUGGAUCGAUUUACGUAUACAGUGUAAUGGUGCUGGAUGCGAAGAACUGUGCCAGAUUCAAACAAAGUUGCCAGGUAGCAACAAUUCUAGCAUCAAAAUGGAUUGCGAAUGUUUUUGAUUCAUGGGAAGGCUCUGAAUAUGGACAAAUGGUGCAAGAUGCAGACAAUGUUAGGAUUGGGAUGGCUUAAGAAUGUUCAUGAAUUAUGGGAUUGGUGCUGGAUGCAAACAACGGUGCCAGAUGUUAACAAUGCUAGCAUUCGGACAGGUAAUGAAUGUUUAUGGUUUAAGAUAUGAUGCUGGAUGCAGCAAAACGGUGCCGGAUGCAGACGAUGGUAUCAUCGUGAUGUUUUACGACAACUUUGAAGCAAGGUGACUGCCAAAGUCCAGCAAGGUGACGUUUUUUGAAAUGGAAAAAAAAAAAAGACAUACCAGUCUUUUUCCUCAAUGUCAAGGGUAGAGGAUAGCGAGCGCUGUCGUAGUCCUUCCUGCCUGUUUCCUGCCUUCGCAACUCAAGAACACUUUGGAUGAUGGCACUUGCGUAGCCCUGAUGCAGUAGAUGUGCUUGAAAACGUGUUUGGUUGCUUUUACCAAUUUCUCGUGCCUGGAACAGGCUCCCCAAAACCUUCAGACCAUCAAGUCCAAACCCUCACUCAAUCCUACUCCUGCCUACUAAGGAGUGUACGAAGAACGUUGAAAAAAAGUGAACCAAAAAAAAGAAAAGGACAAGGAAAAAUGUAUGAUAGCCUUGUAUCCAAAAUAUCAAGAAUUGUCUAAAAAUGUUCAAAGUCAAUCAUGACAAAAUGAAAUAUUGACUUUACAAAAACUAUUUACAGGAAAAAAGAAAGUAAUCUGAAGAAUCAAGCCAUGAUAUCAGGAGAAAAACAAGUCUGUGUCAAAACUCAUCGGAACGCAAGAAAAUCUAAUUGAUGAAUUGUAUGUCAGAUCACAA
Molecule: messenger RNA, 2568 nt
Organism: Hippocampus comes (tiger tail seahorse)
Lineage: Eukaryota; Metazoa; Chordata; Actinopteri; Syngnathiformes; Syngnathidae
Product: ephrin-A3-like
Exons: 5
Coding region: 341-1048 (235 amino acids)
Biological process (GO): ephrin receptor signaling pathway; axon guidance
Cellular component (GO): plasma membrane
Molecular function (GO): ephrin receptor binding
Source: RefSeq, a predicted model, not a curated record